UUCGAUGAGGGACGGACAGACUUCCCCGUGGACCUGGAGCGGGGGCUGGAUGUGGCUGAGCUCACCCAGCUGCUCCGCGUCCACAGCCUGGAGCUGGUGAUGGAGUUCACCAAUGAGACCUCCGACCAGAUCUUCAGUGCUAAGAUCCCCCACCACAUGCUGCUCUUCCUCAACAAGUCAUCAUCAGCACAGCUGGGGCUGCAGGAUGGCUUCCGGGCAGCUGCCAGCACCUUUCGGGGCAAGGUGCUCUUUGUGGUGGUGGACGUGACUGGGUAUGGCGCUCCUGUCCUGCCUUUCUUUGGUCUGACGCCUGCCGACGCCCCCACCCUGCGCCUAAUCAAGAUGGAGAACAACCGCAAGUACCGGAUGGAGCAGGACGCCUUCUCGUACAUGGCUAUACGCACCUUUGUCCAGGCGGUGCUGGACGGCAAGGUGAAGCCCCACCUGAUGAGUGCAGAGCCCCCGGAGGACUGGGACACGCGGCCUGUUAAAGUCCUGGUGGGGAAGACCUUUGAGCAGGUGGCAUUCGAUGAGACCAAGAACGUCUUUGUCAAGUUCUACGCGCCGUGGUGCUCCCACUGCCAGGAGAUGGCUGCCGCCUGGGAGGAGCUGGGUGAGCGCUACAAGGACCACGAGGACAUCGUCAUUGCUGAGUUGGAUGCCACAGCCAACGAGAUGGAGAACAUCACCAUCCAUGGCUUCCCCACCCUGCAUUACUUCCCUGCGGGGCCGGGCAGGAAGAUGGUUGAAUACAAGAGCACCAGAGACGUGGAGACCUUCUCCAAGUUCCUGGAAAAUGGGGGGACGCUGCCUGAGGUGAGCGAGGUGUCCCCACCUGAGGGCCAGGGACCCCCACCCACCCCAGGGCAGCCUCCAGCCUCUGCUGGGCAGGUGGACAGAUCCUGUGGGAUGGGGACAGGCAGGGUGGUGUGCCCGUCCCUGCCUCACUGCUGCCUUCUCCAGGUGCCCAAGCCCCUCAAGAACAGCACGGGCAUGGAGGAGCCAAGUCCACUUGGGAUGGCCGAGUCCCGGGAUGAGCUGUGA
This is a messenger RNA of Mesitornis unicolor (brown roatelo), 1044 nucleotides long. RefSeq names its product protein disulfide-isomerase A2-like. The record is from RefSeq and is a predicted model, not a curated record. The transcript has 6 exons. Lineage: Eukaryota; Metazoa; Chordata; Aves; Mesitornithiformes; Mesitornithidae. The annotation marks the transcript as partial. Gene Ontology annotation, cellular component: endoplasmic reticulum. Gene Ontology annotation, biological process: protein folding; response to endoplasmic reticulum stress.